Messenger RNA from Sinocyclocheilus rhinocerous, 2785 nucleotides. RefSeq names its product semaphorin-4E-like. The record is from RefSeq and is a predicted model, not a curated record. NCBI's taxonomy places the organism in Eukaryota, Metazoa, Chordata, Actinopteri, Cypriniformes, Cyprinidae. Gene Ontology annotation, molecular function: semaphorin receptor binding; chemorepellent activity. The transcript has 15 exons. Gene Ontology annotation, biological process: positive regulation of GTPase activity; negative regulation of transcription by RNA polymerase II; negative chemotaxis. The coding region runs from base 350 to 2752 and encodes 800 amino acids. Gene Ontology annotation, cellular component: plasma membrane.
UGACGUCACACGCUAUCGCUCAGGUGAGGGUUGGGUUACGCGCACGCACUCAGGACCUUUUACUACUCUCGAAGCGACAUGCUGUCUGAAUACACGAGAGACAUUUAUUCAGCCAUUCAAGAGCGUUUCUGACAUCUCUGAUGUAGACGGGACAGCAGACGAGUUUUAUUUCCAGCCCUUCAGCAUCCAGCAUCAUGGACUACCACCUUCAGCCACGAAAACACUCAAACGAUAAACGUAUAUGUUGGAUACGGACACCUACAUAACCCAGCCUACUUUGGAAAACAUGAUUUAAAAGCUGAUUUUCUUUAUUGAAGUACACAUUUUGUAGUUUUUGAGGAACAAAGCCAUGUAUUCUCCUCUGUGGUUCUUCAUGGUCCUGCAUGGCAUCUUCCUGGCAUGUGCCUACACUGGAUGGAGCAAUCUGAAUAGUAUCCCACGAAAAACCAUUCAAUAUGAAGAUAACCAUGUGAUCACGUUUAAAGAGGAAGGUGUUUGGAAUUACUCCACAAUGCUGAUUAGGGAGGAUCUGGGUUUGCUGGUGUUGGGGGCGAGAGAGGCCAUCUACGCCCUUGACAUAAACGAUAUCUCUGUUGCCAAGUCGAAGGUGCCUUGGAAAGUUACAGAGGAGAAACAAAAGGAGUGCACCUCUAAAGGAAAACAUCCUGACAUCGACUGUCGUAACUAUGUACGGAUGCUGCAUCAAAUGAACGACAGCUUGAUGUACGUGUGCGGGACAAACGCCUUUAGCCCAACCUGUGAUUACAUAGUAAUUGACAUAACGUACGGUGACGGGCGGCUGAAACUGGAGGGAAAUCAGGAAGACGGGAGGGGGAAAUGUCCUUUUGAUCCUUUCCAGAGAUCCUCUUCCGUCAUGGUUGAUCAAGACCUGUAUUCUGCCACAUCCUUAAACUUUCUGGGUUCGGAGCCAGUCAUUCUCCGCACCUCUCCCAUUCCACUGCGGACAGUGUUUAAGAGCUCUUGGCUCAAUGAGCCAAACUUCGUCUACAUGGACGUGGUCCCAGAAAGCGAGGACAGUCCCGAGGGUGACGAUGACAAGGUCUACAUGUUCUUCAGUGAGAACGCUGUGGAGUACGACUUCUACAACAAGCUUGUGGUGUCACGUGUUGCUAGAGUCUGCAAGGGUGACAUGGGUGGUCAAAGGACCCUCCAGAGGAAAUGGACCUCUUUCUUGAAGACUCGUCUGGACUGUUCUCUCCCUGAGCCCAGCCUGCCCUACAUCAUACAGGACGUCUUUCAUGUUCGCCACAAGAAAUGGAGGAAAAGUGUCUUUUACGCUGUCUUCACCUCUCAGUCGAGCUCAACAGAUCUGUCUUCGGCAGUAUGUGCGUACAAUGUGACCGAUAUCAGCGAGGUGUUCUCACGUGGCAAAUUUAAGACGGAGGUGAAUGUGGAAAUGUCUGAUGUGAAGUGGGUCAUGUACAACGGAGAGCUUCCUGUCCCUCGACCAGGAGCUUGUAUCAACAACGCAGCAAAAAGUGCAGGAAUAAUGCGGUCGCUGGACCUCCCUGAUAAAACCCUACAGUUCAUCCGAGACCAUCCCCUCAUGGACGACGCCGUCCGUCCAAUCACAGGCAAGCCCCUGCUGCUCAAGAGAGGCCCGCUGUUGACCCGGCUCGUUGUAGACGAUGUAUCUGCAUCGGACGGACAGUCCUAUCCUGUGGUGUUUGUCGGCACAGAAAACGGUUAUGUGCAGAAAGCAGUGAACUAUGAUGGAGAAAUGCACAUUAUUGAAGAAGUAAAACUGUUUCAGAACGCUGAUCCAAUUGACGUCCUAAGACUUCACCAGAAUCAGUUGUAUGCAGGCUCUGCGUCUGGGGUUGUUCAGAUGCCCGUCAGCAGCUGCAGUCGUUAUUUUUCCUGUGUGGACUGUGUGCUGGCUAGAGACCCUUACUGUGCCUGGGACGCCACAGUGCAACGGUGCUCUAGAGUACCCACAUCACCUGAGAAUGCAAAAAGCAAUCUGAUACAAAGUCUAAAGGACGGGGAUGCCACUCGAUGCACAACAACAGCUCCCGUGGAACCAAAGAUCCGCACCCUGGUGCUGGGAAACAACAUUAGGUUGCUGUGUCAUCCAGACUCUAACUUGGCCCAGGUCAUCUGGAACUUUGCUGGAAAGCCACUCCCCUACUCAAACAGGAAGUAUACUAUUUAUAAUGAAGGCAUCCUUGUCUACAACGCUUCUGCCGCUGAUGCUGGACGCUACACCUGCACGUCAGUUGAGCGGGCGAAAGGAAGAGACUACACCCAAACGCUGGCCAUUUAUGACUUGCGUGAACAAUCAGCAGCAGUUGUGACAGAUAAGAUUAAGACCACAUUGGGAAUCCUUUCUGAAAGCUAUACAACAUCAUCAGGUUUGCAUAAACCCGAAGAGCCUCCAUCACAUUCAAAAAAUCUGAGCAGUGAGAGCAAAUGGAUAGUAAUGCAAGUGGCGUUGGCUGUGCUGUCUGUUAUGAUGGCAUGUCUGCUGAUCUGGAACCUGUACAUGGGCCACAUCUCUCCGUUUAUGUGCUGUGGGAGACAAUCAAUCAAAAGCCCCAGGAAUCUUCCAGAAAGGGAAUACAUGCACACAGGAAAUGAUGCUGUGGACAGUAAACAGCAAAUGGUCAGGCUGUGUGUCACAACGAACAGUGGUCUAGAAGCCACUAACUUCCACAGGAAUAUCACCAAUGGGGAUACACCAACGGACAUUUGUAUUUUUAAGUACAUUACAGACGAGUCUGAGAUUUAAGAUUUUUAUUUUUUUUUUACAUUAUGAUUUUGU